Psilocybe cubensis is the source of this 783-nucleotide messenger RNA. RefSeq lists its product as uncharacterized. Bases 1 to 783 code for a protein of 260 amino acids. NCBI's taxonomy places the organism in Eukaryota, Fungi, Basidiomycota, Agaricomycetes, Agaricales, Agrocybaceae. The transcript is spliced from 3 exons. The record is from RefSeq and is a predicted model, not a curated record.
AUGUUCUUUAUGGCUACUUUCCACCUUGCCAUCAAUGGCUUUCGCCUUGUCCGUGGCUACGCCGACAUGAGUGAUGCCGAAGGAGGUCCCGUUGCCUAUUAUGGCGAUUUGAGGCGAUGGGAUCACAUCCUAAAGGACACCAUCUUCGUAACCCAGGAAAACCUUGGAAGUGCUGCAGCGGUAAACAUAGAUUCAUCACCUGUUGUGACGCGAAAGCUCACUGCAAGGCAGAUUUACAGGACAUGGACAUUGUGGGCACAUAAUUGGAAAGUCAUCAUCAUCCCCACAGUGAUGCUGAUGGUCAACAUUGAAAUAUGGAUCAAGACGUUCUAUUCCAUGGCGGUCGUCCUCAACAUCAUCACAACGAGUCUCAUGGCCUGGCGUAUCUACAGUAUACACAAGCAAUCAGCCAACUAUAGCCUCGGUCAAGGAAAACUUUUAUCUAUUCUACGCAUCUUGGUUGAAUCUGCGGCCCUCCAGCUCAUAGCGGAAAUCGUUUUGCUAGCUCUUUAUUGUCAAGACAUUAACGCACAGUAUUUCCUUCUUGAGUGCGUCGCAGCUGUUGUAGCCAUCACGUUCAACACAAUCACACUUCGUAUCAAAGUCGAGACAUACUCUGAGAAACACAACUCCCUUCCCGGAAUGUCGGGACAUCCCACUCAAACAAUCGGUAGCAUUCCAAUGAAGAGAAUCCACGUCAACAUUGAGCAGGAAGUGGACAACCGCGACGAUAGGAGCUUUAGCCCUCUUGAUGACAGAAUUUCAGAGAUGGAGAAGGCGUAA